Molecule: messenger RNA, 1715 nt
Organism: Patiria miniata (bat star)
Lineage: Eukaryota; Metazoa; Echinodermata; Asteroidea; Valvatida; Asterinidae
Product: chromobox protein homolog 1-like
Exons: 5
Coding region: 172-927 (251 amino acids)
Biological process (GO): negative regulation of transcription by RNA polymerase II; chromatin organization
Cellular component (GO): nucleus; pericentric heterochromatin
Molecular function (GO): chromatin binding
Source: RefSeq, a predicted model, not a curated record
AAUUAUUUCUCUCACUGUCUCUUUUUCCCGCCUUAGCCCUUGCAUGCAGUGAAGUGUGUGACGGAAGGCACAAACUGUUUGAAGUGCGUGAGUAAUUACUUUUCCUGGAAAACAAUUUCAUGCUUUACCUGAGGCUGUAUCUGAGUGACAUAAAUUGCCACAAAUACAAAUAUGGGAAGAGGCAACCCAAAGAGUAAAAGUUCAAAGAGGCCUGAGGAUUCCCAGAAGGCUCAGAAGGAGGAAGACGAUCCAAUGAGAAGCGAGGAAGACGAAGAAGAAGAAGAGGAAGAAUAUCAGGUGGAGAAAGUCCUCAACAAGAGGGUGAAAGGAGGCCAGGUGGAGUACCUCCUCAAAUGGAAGGGAUACCCAGACGAGCAAAACACGUGGGAACCGGAGACAAAUCUGGACUGUCCUGAGCUCAUCCAGAUGUACAAUGACUCGGUGAAGCAACUCACGCAAAGUAAACGGAAACUCACAGUGAACGGAGGGGAUGGUGACUCGGCCAAGAAAAAGCCAAAGAAAGUUGUAGAGAUAUCAGCCAAAUCCAAUGAAAUCGGUGGUAGCACUAGGAUGGUCAGGAUGGCGACAGAUGUUAAUCGUGCACCAAAGAGUAUGCAGACUCCGACCGAGCCGGAGGGAUUUGAGAGAAAACUGGACCCGGAAAAGAUCCUUGGAGCCACAGAGAAAGACGGAGAUCUUAUUUUCUUAAUGAAAUGGAAAUCCAGCGAUCGAGCCGACCUAGUCCGAGCCAAGGAAGCCAACGUCAAAUGCCCUCAGGUUGUCAUCUCAUUCUACGAGGAGAGACUGACCUGGCACACGGAAAACAAAGAUGACGACGGAGGAACCUGUCAACUGGAACAAAAGCUUGAGCAAAAAUCUAGUCAACAGGAACCAAAUCGCGAGCAUAAAUCCGAAAAGUCAUUGUGAGUCCACCCCUCCCUCCCUCUUCCCUACCCCGCCCUGCCCCGUCAUUUCCCCAUGACACUUCAAAUGUUUUUGAAAAACACCUGUAUUCCAAAAAUUUUCUCUAGAGUUUGUUUUCGACCAAAAGAAAGAGAAAAAACAUCCAAGGGUAAUGAAAACUGGGCUCAUAGAUGCAUGUGCACAGAAGAUAUUUCUUCUUUACGGAAGUUUUUACCGUAUUAAGACGGUGUGUAUGAGGGUGAACAUUUUUCCAUCUACAGUUUGGAGUGAGGUUUGAAUGUUUGAUUCUGGAACAAAAAAAACAACGUUCAAGUCAAAAAGUUCAACUUAUCUUCAUGUUACUUCGUGUUAAUAAGCGAAGCGUUAAAAAGGGAAGUGCUUUCGUAAAAGAAAUUUUUUUAGUAGAUUACACUGUCCACUUCAGCCCUCUGUGGGUAAUUCUGAGAGACACGAAAUAUUGAAAACUAAGAAAUUGUCUGAAACUUCUGGUGUAGGUAAAACGAAAGAGCGAGUCGGUGAAUCGCAAAGGAAAGUAUUGAACAAUAAUGUCGGAAACAACCACAUGUAAAUCAUGGAAGAAUGUGUUUUUACGUCAUUUAUGUACUAUUUUUUUUUGAACUGUUUGUGUUAGCAUUUUUAAAACAAUAGACAUCACUGUAUGUUAUUCCUUUUUUUGUCUCCGUGCAUGUUCAUGUAGAUUUUGGUUUGUUUUUUUGUUUUUCAGUGUGAUUAAUUCAGAAUUCAUGUAGGUGUUUCUGAGUGAGACGAUCUCAUGAAGAUACCUGUCGGAA